Messenger RNA from Pipistrellus kuhlii (Kuhl's pipistrelle), 4333 nucleotides. RefSeq names its product histone H3 associated protein kinase (gene HASPIN). Lineage: Eukaryota; Metazoa; Chordata; Mammalia; Chiroptera; Vespertilionidae. The coding region runs from base 487 to 2808 and encodes 773 amino acids. Gene Ontology annotation, cellular component: cytoplasm; nucleus. Gene Ontology annotation, molecular function: ATP binding; histone H3T3 kinase activity. The transcript is spliced from 2 exons. The record is from RefSeq and is a predicted model, not a curated record. Gene Ontology annotation, biological process: mitotic cell cycle; intracellular signal transduction; protein phosphorylation.
CAGAACAGAUGUGAGCAGUUUCCUCGCUCACCUUAGCGGAAACCUUGCCGCAACCUUGGCCCACAAGACCCGGUGAAGAGACUAAGGAGGGCGCUGGGGCCGCCCUGCACGGACUUUCGGGGGAAACUUCGGGAAAGCUGUAUCCGGGCCCUUCUGGUCACCCGCUCCAGACCCUCCUCCUUCCCUAGGCUUAGCCGGUGGGACCGCCGCGCUCACCUGGACCGCCUGGCUCCCACAAGCGCGCUCCAGACGCUGGGUGCACACGGUGUGAGCCUGAAACGAGAGCCAUCCCCGCGCCGGAUGAGGACGCCGCCGUCCAGCACCCUGUGCCCAAACCCGCGAGCCCCUGGAGAUACGCAUGCGCGCAGGAGAGGGGGGCGCUAGGACCCGACGUGCCGGCCGGCCGGUGGGCGUGUCUGCGUUCCCGUCAGCGUCCUCCAGAAGUCUCGCGAUGCUUGCAUUUGAACAGUUUGGCGGGUGAGAGCCAUGGCGGAGCUAGCCCCGCGACCCCGGAACCGGCUCUUACGAACGUACGGGCCUGUGGGCGGCCGGGGACCUCGGGGCCGGGCGGCCCGGGCGGGCGCGCAGUGGUUCGCGCCUCAAGACUCAAAGCGUUUCUUCAGCAGCACCAGUAGCAGCAACGCCAGCAGCGACGACCCCUCGCCGUCCGUCGCCUCCGAAGAUUCCGAUGACCCCGACUUCUGCUGCGAGGUGGGUCGGCGGCGGAGGCGACCCGGCGGGCGAGUCUCCAAGGCCCGGCCGAGCCUGACCAUGACUCCAAGGCGCCUGAGGCUGCGAGCGCGGCCGCCGCGGAAGUGCAGCACCCCCUGCAGCCCGCUCGGCCCGCCGCCGCCCUUCCCCGGCGGCAGCCCGGGCCGCCUCAGCCCGGACCUCAGUGUGUGCAGCCAGCCCAGCGACGGCGGCCAGCUGGGCACCAGUGCCUCCUUGUUUAGUCCCCCAGCUUCUCCGGGCCCCGGCCCUGGGUCCCCAGCGCCCGGAGACAGUGUCAUAGGUACCGGCCCCUCUGUCUCUCUGGAUGCCACCUCUCUGGACCAGGCACCUGGUUCCUGCUCCCAAGAGGCAGCAACAGGCCGAGGCAGGCUCACCAGAUUGGCCCGCCAAGCUCGUUCAAGCCUCACGCCAGCUCUCUUUAGCCUUAUGGACUCGGGAAACCCGGAGGAUUCUGAGUUUGGGACAGGUGCGAAGGAUAGGAGGGAGUCCUACUGUGAAAGGGAACUGAUGGGGAAAAGGCUGGAGAACCCAGGUUUAUCAAGGAUGCGAAAGAAGAGGGUCACAGACAAGGUCUCUUGUCAAGAGACUGGGGCUCCAGGGGCUGUCCAGACAGAAUAUGAGGCCAGUGGUUGCAAGCUCCGUAAAAGACCUGGGAAAACCUACAGGCCUGAGAGAACUGGGCCGAGCCAGAAAAGGAAACACCAGGAGGCAGUAGAAACCUCUCUCCUCCCUUACAACCCGUUUAAAAAGGGCCAGAGGAUGGGAAAAGAUUCAUUCCUUGCCCAGGAUCUGACUCAGUUACAGAAUGACUGCUCUUGGACCAAAGCCAGGGCUUCCUUCAGUUUCCACAAGAAGAAGAUCGUGACUGCGGUGUCAGACGUGUGCAACAGCGCCACCACCAGCUCUCCCUCGGGGUCCUUCAUAUCGGAAUAUCCAAACUCUCCCGUCCUGAACAAGACAAGCAGUGCUCCAUCCCCUUGGCACUCCUCUUCCAUGUAUUUGCUAACCCCCUUAAAGACGCCACGUGUCGCAGACCAAAAGGCAUCUGAUGCCGAAAAGGUUUAUAGGGAAUGCAACCAGGAGGGUCCUAUCCCCUUUAGCUCUUGCCUUUCCACGGAAAGACUGGAAUGCUGCGAGAAGAUCGGGGAAGGAGUGUUUGGGGAAGUGUUCCAAACAGUUGAUGAUUGUGCACCAGUAGCCCUAAAAAUCAUCGCCAUUGAAGGGCCGGAUUUAGUCAAUGGAGCCCAGCAGAAAACUUUUGAGGAAAUCCUUCCAGAGAUCAUCAUCUCCAAAGAGUUGAGCCUCCUGUCUGAUGCUGUGUGCCACCGCACGGAAGGCUUUAUUGGGCUGAACUCGGUGCACUGUGUGCGUGGGCCUUACCCGCCCUUGCUCCUCAGAGCCUGGGAUCACUAUCACUCAACCAAAGGGUCUGCAAAUGACCGGCCUGACUUUUUCGGCCGAGACCAGCUCUUCAUUAUACUUGAAUUUGAAUUUGGAGGAAUUGACUUAGAGCAAAGGAAAAAGACGCUGUCCUCCAUAGCUACUGCGAAGAGCAUUCUGCACCAGAUCACCGCAUCCCUUGCCGUUGCAGAGGCAUCGCUGCACUUUGAGCACCGAGACUUACACUGGGGGAACGUGCUCUUAAAGAAAACCAGCCUCAAGGAAGUCCACUACACCCUCAGCGGGAAGACGGGCGCUAUCCCCACCUGUGGGCUGCAAGUCAACAUCAUUGACUACACCCUGUCACGCUUGGAGCGGGAUGGGGUGGUGGUUUUCUGUGACAUUUCCAUGGAUGAGGGCCUUUUUACAGGUGAAGGUGACUACCAGUUUGAGAUCUACAGGCUCAUGAAGAGGGAGAACAACAACUGCUGGGGUGAAUACCACCCUUACAGCAAUGUGCUCUGGCUGCAUUACCUCACAGAUAAGAUUCUGAAGGAAAUGGUCUUCAAGAAGAAAUGUAACACCACUGCCUUGAAGCAAAUAAAGAAAAACAUCGAACAUUUCCAUCAGACAAUGCUGAACUUCAGCUCUGCCACCGACCUGCUCUGCCAACACAGUCUGUUUAACAGCCAGUGACCGCACCAGCAGCUUACUCAAGGACUCUGCCCGAGGCCUGAAGCGGGAAUGGAGCCCGGAGUUAGAAAGGAAGCCUCCCACUUCCUGCAGACUGGAGAUGCGAUUUGCAGAAGUCAGAGCUUGACUCCGACUGGGGCAAAGUUUGGGGCAAAGUUUUUUUGGAUUUUCUUUAGUUUUGUUUUUCAUAUAGACAGGUAGCCUGCUCUCUUUCACCCAAAGCCAGUGAGAGCGAGCAAGGUUAAACUAUAAGCUCCUAGCUAGAACUCAUUUUCUGGAAACAUCUGUGUACUCAAACUAAUACCAAAUCACGCCUCCUCAUCCAUUUUACCAAUGGAAUAAAAAAUGUCUUUGCCAAACCAUCAAAGUAAUAAUUGAUGCAGGUAAACAUCAUGAGUGGAUGUUAAACAGGAUACAUUCAUAAUCUCCAAGCAUCGCCUAUAAGAUACGUAUUCAUGAACGGGAGAUAGCACCAGUCAUGGGCAAAGCAGUGUGCCCUGAUGUGACACCUCGAAGGACCGACUUCACUUCUAUGAUAUUUUUUCCCCAGACACACAAUCUAAUCGUGAGGAAACACUGGACAAAUUCAAGUUGAGAAACAUUCUACAAAAUAACUGGCCUGUAUCCUUUGAAAAUGUUGAAGUCAUUAAACACAGAAAGACUGAGAAACUGCUCCAAAUUAAAGGAGACCAAAGACAAGUGAUGACAAAAUGCAAUAAAUGAUGCUGGACUGGCAGGAAAAGUUUUUUCUUUUGCAAUAAAGGAUGUUUAUAGGACAACUGAUGAAAUUGAAAUAAAUUAGGUAAUAGUAUUUUAUUAUUAUUUCCUGGUUUUGAUCAUUGCACUGAGGUUUUGUAAGAGAAUGUCCUUGUUUUUAGGAAAUAUAUACUGAAUACUGAGAGUAAGGCAUCAAAUCUAUAACUCUAAAAUGGUUCAUAAAUAUAAAUGUGUGUAUAUGUGUGUAAUUUGUAUAUAUGUAUAUGUACUCUACAUGUAUCGAGAAAGAAUGCUAAAGCAAUGUGAAUAAUAAAAUGGAUAAAUGUUAACGUUUUGGAAAUCUGGAUAAAGAAUGCAUGGGGAGCCCAGCCAGCAUGGCUCAGUGGUUGAGCAUCAACCUAUGAACCGGGAGGUCAUGGUUUGAUUCCUGGUCAGGGCACAUGCCCAGGUUGCAGGAUUGAUCUUCAGUGUGGGGCAUGCAGGAGGCAGCUAAUCAAUGAUUCUCUCUCAUCAUUGAGGUUUCUAUCUCCCUAUCCCUCCCUCUCUGAAAUCCAUAAAAAAUAUAUAUAUUUUAAAAAAAGAAUGCAUAGGGAUUAUUUUGGAGUGUGCUUAUAACUUUAUAGUAAACCAACUAUUUCAAAAUAAAGUUUUUUAAACAAUAUAUAUAAUUAGUGAUCAUCUGCUUAUUGACAAAACUUUAUUACAUUAAUUCUCCUAAAAAAGAUUCUCCUAAUCUUUUUUCAACUAACUUGCUGUCAAUACCAAUUUUUAAAAAAUUCUUUUGCCUGGUUGGCGUGGCUCAGUGCUUGAG